UGUGCAGCGCCACAUCCUGAAGACGCGACAGAAGUCACGUGACGUUCGCUCAGCUGACAUCCUUGGCGCUGAGGAAGACGACUGACAGCAUUAUGAUAACAUUUCUCGAAAAACUACCAUCUGAAGAAUGUCCUAAACUCAUACACCGGGUGGUGGAUGGGGUGUGCGGCCGAAGUGUUCCGAGGCGAACAGAUUACGGUGAACGGUGGAGUCUGACAGAAUGGGUGGAGUUAAUGAACACUCUCUCCUCUUUUAUCCGCUUUGCUGUAGGAAGGGGCUGUUCAGAUCAAGAGAUCCAGGAGCUGCUGAGUGAUUUGGACACGGCACAUGCUGAGGCUGUUCUCCAGUGUGUGCGCUCCAGGUUUGAUGAGAUCAGACAUGCUUUGGUUGACAGAACCAAUGGCAUCUCAAGCACACAGCUUCAGGACUUCAACUGGCAGUUAAAGCUGGCAUUAUCCAGCGACAAGCUGUCAGCUUUAAACACUCCUCUGCUAAAUCUCAGUCUGGACCUGAAGGAGAAUGGAAUUCAGAGAAUGGUGAAUAUAGAAAUGAACAAAGAGGAGCUGCAAACUCUCAUCAGUGCACUAGAGGCUGCUAAUAAGGUUGUGUUGCAGAUGAAAUGAAGAUACCA
Molecule: messenger RNA, 631 nt
Organism: Sinocyclocheilus grahami
Lineage: Eukaryota; Metazoa; Chordata; Actinopteri; Cypriniformes; Cyprinidae
Gene: commd8
Product: COMM domain containing 8
Exons: 5
Coding region: 93-623 (176 amino acids)
Source: RefSeq, a predicted model, not a curated record